Molecule: messenger RNA, 939 nt
Organism: Tetrahymena thermophila SB210
Lineage: Eukaryota; Ciliophora; Oligohymenophorea; Hymenostomatida; Tetrahymenidae
Exons: 1
Source: RefSeq, a predicted model, not a curated record
AUGACAAUCCAAAACAAACAAAUAAACUAUUUUUACUCAAGAUUAAGUGUCAAAUUUGAGAGAUUAGUGCAAUUUGCUAAAGCAGAACCUAAGCCCAAUGCGCCCUAAUCACGAAAUAUAUUCCCACUUUUUAAAUAUCGAAGAAAAAAUAUAAUUAAUUAAUUAGUUAUUUAGGAGAAAAAAAUGAAGAAAAAAUAUGAAAUAGUAAAAAAUGAAUUAUUAAUAAUAAAAUAAGUGUUUAAAAUAUAAAAAAUGAAUGAGUUAAAUUAAGAAAGUUAUUAGAAAAAAAAGCAAGUACAAUAAAAAAGAAAAAUAAAUUAAAUAAAAAUCAAAUAAACAAAUUUAAUUUCUUUAAAUUCAUUUUUAUAACUAAAAAUAUCACAUCCAUAACAAAUAUACUAUUUUUACCAAAGCUUAAGUGUCAAAUUUGAGAGUUUAGUGCAAUUUGCUAAAGCAGAACCUAAGCCUGAUACACCGAUAUCACCAAUUUAAUUCGCACUUUUAAAUAUGAAGAAAAAAUAUAUAAUUAUUUAGUUAGUUAUUUACAAGGAAAAAAUAGUGAAAUAAGAAAAAAAACCAAAAGUACAAUAAAAAAGAAAAUUAAAAAUAAAUUAAAUAAAAAGCUAAUAAACGAAUUAAAAGAUAUAUUUUGUUUUAAAUUCAUUUUUUAUAACUAAAAAUAUCACAAAAAAAAAAAAAAUAAACUAUUUUUACUCAAGAUUGAGUGUCAAAUUUGAGAGAUUAGUGCAAUUUGCUAAAGCAGAACCUAAGCCUAAUACACGUUAAUCAUCAAUUGAACUGAAACUUUUUAAAUAUUAUGAAAGAAUAUAUAAUUAAUUAGUUAUUUGGAAGGAAAAAAUGAUGAAAAAUGUGAAAUAAUUAGAAAUAAAUUAUAAAAGAAAAGGUUAAAAAUAAAAAAAUUAGUUAAAUUAAGAAUGA